Molecule: messenger RNA, 2412 nt
Organism: Vanessa tameamea
Lineage: Eukaryota; Metazoa; Arthropoda; Insecta; Lepidoptera; Nymphalidae
Exons: 8
Coding region: 102-1808 (568 amino acids)
Cellular component (GO): nucleus
Source: RefSeq, a predicted model, not a curated record
UCAAAUACUACGUAACGGUUUACAAUUUUUUAAAAAGACGUUCUGACUAAAUAUGAUUUUUUUAGAAUAAUUAUAAAUAUUUAGUAACAAUAAAUCAAACAAUGGAAUUAAAAAUGGCCCAAGCUAAUCAACGAAACCGAUUUUUCAAGCUCUCUCUGAAGAAAAAUAGAAUGAAAACAUCCAAUCGUGAAUCCGAUGUCGUAGUUCUCGACGAAUCAUUUGAUAAUCUACGCUCUGAAUAUAUGAUAAAUGGUCACUCCAAACCUCAGAAAUAUUCUCCAAUUGUAAUCAACGAUUCCUCUGACAACUUAUUCGAUCAAUUAUUAUUGGAUAAAAAACCGAGUAAAUCAGGCAACGUUUCUCUUAACUUGACGAAUGAUUUCACAUCACCUGUUAAGAAAGACUCCAGACCCAGUAUAGGAGGCUGGUCGCCUGCUCAGAACAUUAUAUGUGCUACUCCUAAACAUGACACAAUUCCUUCCACACCAUUGGACAAAGCUAAUGUGACAUCAGAGCAUUGCUCUAUUAAGAAAAUACAAGAUUCACAUCAUAAGCUGCUAAGCGAUCUAUAUGGAGAAUCUUGGAAAUCAAUACCGUCAUUAUUCAAAAAUUUACAACAAAAUCAUGACAAUUUAGAUGGUAUAUCUAAGAAACUAUAUUUUAACGAUGAAGAGGACAGUGACAAAGAGAACAUACGAUCUGAUUUAAAAAGGAAUAAAGCUCUAUAUUUAACGGACUCAGAGAUUAAAAAGAAAAAUGAUUUGGUUGACUUUGAAAGAAGAUCUAAAAAGAAAUUAUACACAGAAAAGAUUCCUAGUAUCCCUGACCCUGAUCCUGAACCCGAAACACCUAAGAUUAAAUCGAUCAAAAAUAAAAAUAUAAAUAGUUCAACAAAGAAAACCAAGGCUUUAUCAGUUACUGAACUAGUAAAGGUAAUGAGGAAUGAUGUUGAUUUAAUAACAAAGAAAGUUCAAACUGUAACAGUUACCCCUCAGAAGGCUGAAAUAAAGAGGCUUAGUUUCGUUGGAUCAUUAGCAGAUAAUGUUCCAUCUUGGAGGUGUCAUGUUGAAGCAUUGCAGUAUCAUGAUAACUAUAAAAAAUUACGAGAACAACUCGCUAGACGUCUGUAUGUUGAAUUUAAUAAAACAGUAUUUGAUGAUGCGUUAGACGCCGAUAUGCCAAUUAUAUGGGAUACAAAAUUGAGAAGUACUGCUGGGACAACAACCAAUAGACUGAUAAAAACAGCAAGAGGUGACAGAAUACGUACUUCAAGUAUAAAACUAUCAACGAAAGUAAUCGACGCAGUGCAAAGAUUACGUGACACGCUCAUACAUGAACUCUGUCACGCUGCAACAUGGCUCAUAGACGGCGAGCUGAGAGCGGGACACGGGCCAUUAUGGAAGAAAUGGGCAACACGAGCGCUUAAAGAGUUUCCAGAGCUUGGUGAAAUAUCAAGAUGUCACACCAUGGAAAUACAUUAUAAAUAUGCAUAUAAGUGUACUAAAUGCGGCUACAGCGUUAAAAGACAUUCAAAAUCAAUAGACAUAACGAAAAAGUGUUGCGGUUAUUGCCGGGGAACAUUUGAAAUUAUAGUCAAUAAGAAGAACAAGGAUGGCGUUAUUGUCUCUACGCCGGCUAGAAAAGGAGGUCCGAAUGAUUUCGCGUUAUUUGUCAAACAGAACUAUGGUACCCUAAAAGAUGGUACGAAAACUCACGCUCAAGUUAUGAAAUUGUUAGGAGAACAGUUUUCAGCUAAAAAGAGUAAAAAUCAAGAAAAAGAGGAAAUUUGUGAUUUUAAUAGUGAUUGAUAGAAAAAAUCCUUGCCAGUAACAAAAUAUUAUUCAGAUAAUAUUUAGUCAAUGUAUAAAGUCUGUUUGCAUAAUAUUUGUAUAGAAAUUUAGACGAAUUCAGGUCAGAAAAAUUGAAAAGACUCGGAUUAUAUUUUUAAAACUAUCUUAUCUUAAAAAAAUAUGUAAUGAAAUUGUUCUCACAAUGUUCUAGCGUAACCGGCCAGAAGAAAUUGUUUCUUUUAUCAUAUAUAUUAUUUGAACAGAUGUACUUACUAGUACAUUCCCACAACAAAAAGUACCUUUAAAUGACAACUAUACGUUAUACCAUUCAUAUUAGAAUUAAAAGUAAUAUUAAGGGUAUAAUCCUACUAUAAAAAUGGGAUGGAACCUUAUUAAAAUUAAAAUGACAGUUCUCAACCGAGUACCGUUAGCAAAGAAGUCCUGUAAAAUUAUUAUCCGACUCUAGUAAAGCAAGUUAUGGUCUAAGAAAAAUUUUGAUUAUGUAUGAUGUUUGUAUGUGUGUAUAUCUUCAACUGAAAAUUAUUUAAUUUUCUUCAAAUUUGCUUCACUGACUCUUUCCACUCAUUAUUAAUCUUAUAACUAGAAUAUUUUACAAUUAUAU